AUGCGGACAGCCUUCAUGCCCGCUGGUUUCUUCUCGCGAGUUAUUGCCCGGCUGCACCACCUCGAGUUCAACAUGACCCCCUGGCGAGAUUGUGUGCUCGUCAGCAGAAACCAGCAUCGAGCUCUAAUUCAGGUCCAUCGUCGCACGGAAGAGGAUGUGAUUGAUCUAGUGAUUGUCGUGCGCGGCGCUUCUCCAGGCAAUCUCCUCGAUGUGCUUGCUGGCGUUGUCGACGAUUUGACUGCGAACUGGUACACGGGUAUUACUUGGCAAACCUACCUGCGGUGCACAAAGUGUGCAAUGGAUGUGGCAGAUCCAUGUCUGUUUGAGAUUCAUUCUGUGGUGCUUGCAGCCGUCCUUCCAAACAAGGAGUUGAGUUGUGAUCAUUCGCAACGGACGCUGGUUCGCGAUGAAUGGCUCUCCUUCAUUCAGCCAGUAUUACAACGCAGUUUAUCACGCAUCGAGGAGCCAUCUGAGCUGCAGCGACAGGCUCUGAACAUAUUCAAGGCCUCUCGAUGUCCCGCAGAUGCGCCGAUCGCACAGCCUGAUUCCUCAUCGUCCUCAGCCAUCCAAGUUCCAGCAAUCGCGACCACUAUUCCUCGAGUUGGCAUGCAAGAGGUUUCGCAAGCCACUGGCAACUUCGCGCCUUCCCGGCGCAUUGGGGGCGGCGGCUUUGGUAGUGUGUACUCUGGCAUCUGGGGUGGUGCACAAGUUGCUGUCAAACGUUUGGCGGCCGAUUCUAUGCAAGGCAUCGCUCAAUUUCAGGCCGAACUCGAAUCCCUCUCGCGCUUUCGCCACCCGAAUAUUGUCACUAUCAUGUGCUAUGCUCACGAAGGCGGCGAAUGCUGCUUGGUGUACGAACUGAUGGCAAACGGUUCGGUGCGCGAUCGUCUGGACUGCAACAAUGGCACGCCUGCUCUGAGUUGGCCACAACGCCAGAGAAUCGCAACCGAGAUUGCGAGCGCUCUGCACUUUGUGCAGACUGCCAUUCCGCGUCAGCCGCUGUUCCACUUGGAUCUCAAGACGGACAAUGUUUUGCUGGACGCUCACUUUACUGCAAAGGUCGCCGACUUUGGUCUGACACGCUCUGCACCAGCUCAGACGGCCACACAAAGCUACAUCCAGACGCAGACGAUUCAAGGAACUCCCCAAUACAUUUGCCCUCAGUACCGUGAUGAAGGCAAGGUCUCCAUCAAAACGGACGUGUACUCCUACGGCAUGAUUCUGCUCGAGCUGCUGACUGGGCAGCAGCCUGGUAGCGUGCUUACAAGCGCAGUGAAGACUGCUCUUUCAACGCACGGUCAAUUCGAUUCCGAGUUGGAUGCGUCGAUCACAUGGAGCGCUGCAGACAAACUCGCUGCCACUGAAGUCGCGAAGCUUGCGCUUGCUUGCCUGAAGCCUGAUCGACACGACCGACCAACCUUUGGCCAAAUCCCUGCUCAGCUGAAGGGUGAUCCGGAUCAGGUUGAGGCGACGGAAGAGAGCCCACACGGCGAUCGUGAAUGCAUGCUAUGUUACAACGCUCCGACUACAGCCAAGCUGAUGCCUUGCUGCCACGCAUGUGUUUGCGUGGCGUGCGCUCAAGAAAUGAUUCGACGUCAGGACAAGUGCAUGGUUUGUCGUGUAGUCCCGACUUCGUACCUGAAGGGUUCUUUCGACCAGACGUUUGUUCAGGUCAGCGAUCGCGAAUGUAUGCUGUGUUACAACGCUCCGACUACAGCCAAGCUGAUGCCUUGCUGCCACGCAUGUGUUUGCGUGGCGUGCGCUCAAGAAAUGAUUCGACGUCAAGAUAAGUGCAUGAUUUGUCGUGUCAUCCCGACUGCGUAUCUCCCGGGUACUUUCAACCAGACGUUUGUUCUGUGAACGUAGUUGGUUGGUGUUUGGUUUUCUGUGUUGACUGUGACUUUCUGUCUUCUAUUAAUGUAUUCAUACGAGCG
Molecule: messenger RNA, 1934 nt
Organism: Capsaspora owczarzaki ATCC 30864
Lineage: Eukaryota; Filasterea; Ministeriida; Capsasporidae
Exons: 1
Coding region: 1-1860 (619 amino acids)
Biological process (GO): protein phosphorylation
Molecular function (GO): protein kinase activity; ATP binding
Source: RefSeq, a predicted model, not a curated record